Pedinophyceae sp. YPF-701 is the source of this 936-nucleotide messenger RNA. Lineage: Eukaryota; Viridiplantae; Chlorophyta; Pedinophyceae. The record is from the annotation of a GenBank genome assembly.
AUGUCGGGGAAGGACAAGCAGCCGGGCCCGGGCCUCGGGACGGUGAUGCUGCAGUCCGGUGCCGCAGCAUGUUGGGCGGAGUUCGUGACGCUGCCGCUGGACACGGCGAAGGUGAGGUUGCAGUUGCAGGGGAUGGGCAGCGACAAGGAGACCACGCACUUCAAGUACAGAGGUCCGUUUCAGACGGUGAGUCUCAUCGUCCGCGAGGAAGGCGUGCGCGCGCCCUUCCGGGGCCUCGUUCCAGGACUGCACAGGCAGUUCCUCUUCACGGGCCUGCGCCUCGGCCUCUACGACACGGUGAAGCGCACCUUCGGUUGCGGCCCCGAGGUCGAGGACCCGUCCACCACGCGCAAGGUUGCCGCUGCGGCAACGACGAGCUGUCUCGGCAUCGCCGUGGCGAACCCGGCCGACGUGGCCAAGGUGCGGUUCCAGGCGCAGCGCGCCGGCGCCGAGACCGCGGACGGCAAGGCGUACACCGGCGUGAUCGAGGCGUACAAGCGCAUCGCGCGCACGGAGGGGGUGGGGGGGGGACUCUACCGCGGCCUCGCGGCCAACCUCCUGCGGUCGGCGAUCAUCUCUUCGGCGGAGCUCGUGACGUACGACGUGGCCAAGCUGCAGCUGUUGAAGAUGGGCGCCCAGGACGGCAUCAGCACGCACAUCUCCAGCGCCUUCCUUGCGGGGCUGGUCGCGACGACGCUCGGGUCGCCCGCGGACGUGCUGGGGACGCGGCUGGUGGCGAACCGCGGGAAGGAGGCGCCGGGGCUGUGGGAGAUCGCGGUGAAGGUCGUGCGGGAGGAGGGGGUGUCGGCGCUGUGGAAGGGGUUCAUUCCCAACUUCGCGCGCAUCGGGAGCUUCAACGUGGUGCUCUGGCUCACCUACGAACGGCUCAAGCUCGUCAUGGACGACUACCCGCCCGCGGACGGCGUCGCGGCGUGA